Messenger RNA from Penicilliopsis zonata CBS 506.65, 1699 nucleotides. RefSeq lists its product as hypothetical. The record is from RefSeq and is a predicted model, not a curated record. Gene Ontology annotation, molecular function: monoatomic cation transmembrane transporter activity. Lineage: Eukaryota; Fungi; Ascomycota; Eurotiomycetes; Eurotiales; Aspergillaceae. Bases 289 to 1638 code for a protein of 449 amino acids. Gene Ontology annotation, cellular component: membrane. Gene Ontology annotation, biological process: transmembrane transport; monoatomic cation transport. The transcript is spliced from 2 exons.
ACAGAUUCAACAACUCUCGACUUGGUGAGCAGAGAGAAGUCUCCGCAGUACCGAGUCAACGGAUGCGUUAUUUUUGCUGAUCAGUUGCAGAAGAAGCCUUACUCUGAACACAUAUUGUGGCAGUGCAAUCCCACUUCAGAUAGGACUAGACUGCAAAGAGUUACCGCCCAGAAACCUUAACGACAAAAGACUUGGAAGAUCUAGGGGUCUAUAUAACUAGCAGUUCUACGCAUCUACGACGGAGGCAACGACGAAUCUGGAUAGGACUCAGCUUGCUUCAUUGUCAAAAUGGGCGACGAAUCGAUUCGGCACAGCAUUUCGAUGCAUCCGCAUCCCUUUCAUCUUCACCCGCACCGGCCUGAUACCCCCUCGAAGACGACGACGAGCCUGGGUUUGAACGAAGCGACGAGUACGGCAAUCGAGGCCACCGAUAAUGCUACACAGCAUCGAGUGAUCCCCGGCAGCGAUGAGGAGGGUCAGCUACCGCCGCGGUACUCGAUGGAUAACGACCCGUUCCAGCUGGCGUCGAAACUGAAGACGCCGCAAGAGAUCGAGAAGAUCGAGGCCAACACGUCACGGAAGCGGACGGGAGUAUGCAACCCGAUAGCGAUGGCGCCCGGCCAGGCGGCCCAGUCGACGAAACGGCUGCAGGGCUUCUACCAGUCGCAGAACGAGACGAUCGAGCGGAUGCUGAAGCCCGUGGAAGAGCAUGUGCGGGCGGCGCGGGAGCUCAACAGCAACAACCAGCUGAAGUACCGGAUCGCGGUGUGGGGCAGCUUCGUGGCCAACGUGCUGCUGUGCGUGCUGCAGGUGUACGCGGCGGCGUCGUCGGGCUCGCUGUCGCUGUUCACCACCAUGGCGGACGCGGUGUUUGAUCCCAUGUCGAACCUGACGCUGCUCCUGUCCAACAAAGCGGUCAACCGCGUCGACCCGCGCAAGUUCCCCGCGGGCAAAGCCCGCAUCGAGACGGCCGGCAACAUCUGCUUCUGCUUCCUCAUGACCUCCGUCUCCUUCAUCCUCAUCGCCUUCUCCGGCCGCGAGCUCUCCGAGGGCCGCUCCGCCGACACGGACACCUUCCACCUCCCCUCCAUCCUCGCCGUGGUGGUGGCCUUCUCCACCAAAUUUGCCCUCUUCGCCUACUGCUGGGCGCUACGCAACCAGGUCUCCCAGAUCCGCAUCCUCUGGGAGGACCACCGCAACGACCUCCUCAUCAACGGCUUCGGUAUCCUCACCUCCGUCGGCGGCAGUAAGCUCCGCUGGUGGAUCGAUCCCAUGGGCGCCAUCCUCCUCUCCGUCCUCAUCAGCUGUCUUUGGCUGCGUACCGCCUACGGCGAAUUCCAACUCCUCAUCGGCGUCACCGCAGACAUCCACAUGCAACAACUCAUCACAUAUAUCGCAAUGACUCACUCCCCCCUGAUAACAGCCAUCGACACGGUCCGCGCCUACACGUCCGGCCCCCGUCUCGUCGUCGAGGUCGACAUCGUCAUGGAUCCCGAGGCCACACUGCGCGCCACGCACGACGUCGCCGAGGAGCUACAGAUGAAACUCGAGAGUCUGCCGGAUGUGGAGCGCGCGUAUGUCCAUGUCGACUACGAGACGACACAUAAGCCCGAGCAUUCCUUGAAGAAGGAGUUGUAAAUACUCAAUAUGCGUGGAGUUGGAUAGAUGUAGGAAUUGAUUUUUUCUUAAUGGAAUGGGA